Messenger RNA from Ilex paraguariensis (yerba mate), 1434 nucleotides. NCBI's taxonomy places the organism in Eukaryota, Viridiplantae, Streptophyta, Magnoliopsida, Aquifoliales, Aquifoliaceae. The record is from the annotation of a GenBank genome assembly.
UGGCAAUAGAGUGGAUCACAAUAAUCUGAUCAUGGUCCAAACCCAAAUGAGAGCCAAGUAACAGAUAGUACAGUGUGCAUUUCCGAUGGACUGAUAAAGUUCAGAAGGAGAGAGAUGGGAUGCUUAUACAACAAUAAUACCGUUGGAAUCUCCCCUCUCUUUCCAAAAACCGUUAACAAUCUUAACGGUCACAAUUUCCUCUCCACUUGCUCAUUCGAAUGGCCUAUCAGUCCAAAUCGGAAGUACCCACUUUACUUCGCUUCUUUUUCACCAUCUCCAUUUACAGUAUAUUGUAGUGGGAGUACUGGAGAUGAACCUUUGUCCACUUCCUCUGCUUAUAGUGUGCUUGGCGUUAUCCCUAACUGCUCUCCGUCCGACCUCAAAGCUGCUUUCCGGGCCAAAGUCAAACAGUUUCAUCCUGAUGUAAGAAGAGAUGGGGAAAGGUCAGAUGCAAUGAUUCGUCGUGUAAUUCAAGCCUAUGAGAUAUUAUCAAACUACAGCAAAUCAGAAAUCAUUGAGAGGGAAUGUCUGGAUCCCUUUGAUGAACCAGAAUGUGAGGCAUUUGAUCUCUUCGUUAAUGAGGUUCUUUGUGUUGGCCAAGGUUGUCCAUUUCCAUGCGUUAAGAGAGCACCCGAUGCAUUCACUUUUGCUUCUUCAACCGGAACUGCACGAGCCCUUGGUCAAGAUCAUGGUGAAGAUUACCAAGUUCAGCUUGCAGUCGGUCAGUGUCCGAGAAGUUGUAUUCAUUAUGUUACACCUGCUCAAAGAGUUGUUCUGGAGGAGCUACUUGACAGUAUCUUGAACAGACCAUAUGAUACCUCGGCUGAGGCGGACUUGCUUUAUUCGCUAAUUGUCAAAGCUAAAUUUGAGAACAAUCGUUACCAAAAGCCAAAGAAGAAACAACCAAAGGUUUCAACCAAACAUGUGGAUUGGUUUUGAAUAUGGAUUCCCACGGUGAUUUAAAGCUAGAAUCUCAUAUUCACUAACCAAAAUUGGGCAUGCAAACUACAAUGCAACUAUUUAUUUUGAAAAGAUUAGAAGCGAAUUCUCUUAACCAUGAUAAUUUUCAUCUGUACAACUAAAUGCUGCUUCUUCAAGUGUUUAUCUUGGUGCAAUGAAAUAUAAGGGAGAUGUUGGAAACACAUUUCAGCGACUGCUCUGUUGAAGAUAAGAUUCCACAACUGACAGAAUCAACAAAAUCAAUUUCAGUCUAUGCUUGAUUGCUCAUUACAAGAUCUCCUACCUUGCCCCCAUUGGAUGUAGGAAGAGCCUGACUGAUCCUUUUGGUAAGGAUACCAUUGCACAUAUGAUUUGCUUGUAGCUAUUACAAAUGAUAUGAUCAACAUUUGAUGGAGGGAACUAUACCCUAUACAUUUAGUCAUGGAAGAUAUUUUUUCUGUUUUUUUGGAGCUCUUGUUUGGUCUACCUGCAAUA